ACGGCCCCAAACAUUACGACUUAUACGGAGAGCUGCGCAGCAUUUGUGUUUAUAUGAGCUUCAGUAAUAGUAUAGAUUAUUAUUGAUAUUUAUUACAUUUACUGGGCUGGUUUCUGGUACUGAAGAGUGAGUGAGAUGGCUGGAGAGGAGCAGCAGGUUUCAAAGCUGGAGCUGGAAGCGGUUAUUGGGUUUAAUGGUCACGUGUUAUCAGGUCUUCAGUCCCAUCCAGACAGAGAGCAUGUGAUCUACCCGCUGGGCUGCACACUGAUUAUCAAAAACCUGAACAGUGGAAAGCAGAGCUUCCUUCAUGGGCACACCAACAAUGUCUCCUGCCUGACUGUGUCCAAGAGUGGACGAUACAUUGCAUCUGGACAGGUCACUUUUAUGGGCUUUAAGGCUGAUGUGAUAGUCUGGGAUUAUUCCAAAAGGGAAAUCUACGCCCAGCUCAUACUCCAUAAAGUCAAAGUGGAGGCACUGGCCUUCUCCCCAAAUGAGAAGUUCCUGGUGACUCUGGGCGGACAGGAUGAUGGCAGUAUUGUAGUGUGGGAUGUGGAGAAGAAGGAAGCUAUCUGUGGAAGCCCUGCAUCAACUGACAUGGCAGGACACUGCCUGACUGUGGCUUUCUCUAGCCACAGUGACAACAUCUUCAUAUCGGCUGGAAAUAAUACUCUCAGAGUGUGGGAGCUGGACCAUACCAACAGGAAAAUUCACCCCACUCAGUGCCAGACUGGAAAACUAAAGCGCAUCAUUAAGUGCAUUGAGAUCCCAGAGGAUGAUAGUUUCUUUUACUGUGGCACAACCAGUGGAGAUAUACUGAAAGUGAAUCUGAAGAGCCGGCUAAUGAACAGCUGUGGGCCGGUCAAGCAAAAAUUCAGUAAGGGCGUGAACACUCUAAAGAUGCUGAGGACGGGGGAUUUGUUAGUGGGUUCGGGAGACGGAGCAUUCAGCCUUUGCUCUUCAACCAACUUUAAAAUCAUUAAGCGUGUGGAGCUGGAGGGAGCUGUAACGUCCGUGGCUCUGCGAGGUGAAGGUCAGCAGAUGUUUGUGGGCACCAACGCCGCUCAGAUCUACCGCUUCGGAUACACUGAUUUCAAACCUGAGCUCAUCUCCACCAGCCACAGCAGUGCAGUUAGUGAUACGGCCUUUCCUUACGGCUGUUCCGAGCUGUUUGCCACCUGUUCUCAGGAUGAUAUCCGGGUCUGGCGCACUGACUCCUGUAAGGAGGUCCUGCGGAUUAAAGUGCCCAACAUGACCUGCAAUGCUCUGGGCAUCACGCGGGACGGCCACAGCAUCUACAGCGCGUGGAAUGACGGGAAAAUCCGAAUGUUUACCCCUGAGAGCGGCCGCCUGAAGCUGAUCAUUCACAACGCCCACAGCCUGGGAGUGACUGCUAUAGCCAGUGGCAAGGACAGCAAUAGGCUCAUCAGCGGAGGAGGAGAGGGGCAGGUGCGUGUAUGGGAGAUCAUGCAGGACUCCUACAGGCUGGUGGCCAGCAUGAAGGAACACAAAGCUUCAGUGAACGCCAUCAAGAUCAAAAGUAAUGGUCAGGAGUGUGUGACGGCCAGUUCAGAUGGAGCAUGCAUCAUCUGGGACCUUGUCCGGUUUGUUAGGAACCAGAUGGUUCUAGCUAACACACAAUUCCAGACAGUCUGCUACCAUCCUGAAGAAUACCAGAUCAUCACGAGUGGCACAGACAGGAAGAUUGGUUACUGGGAGGUGUUUGAUGGUUCAGCUAUCAGAGAGCUGUAUGGUUCUCUGACUGGAGCCAUCAACAGCAUGGACAUCAGCCAGGAGGGGGAGCACUUUGUCACCGGUGGAGAUGAGAAGCUGAUUAAGGUGUGGCAUUAUACUGAUGGUGAUGUCACUCACGUGGGCGUUGGCCAUAGCAGCAGCAUCAGCAGCAUUCGGAUCUGUCCCAAUAGCAAAGUGAUCAUCAGCACCAGCACAGACGGAGCCAUACUGCGCUGGAGAUACCCUCACUCCACAUAACACUCUUCUCAUAACUCACUCCUCAUACUACAUUUCUCAAACACGCUUAUCAUAACACACAUCUCAUAACACACUUCACAACCGAUGGACUAAAUAUAUUUAUAUUUUGUGAGAAUGACCAUGUUUAUAUAAUACACAACAUUUACAAAUGUGCUAUCAUCUUUCAUCACUCUCUGCUUUUCUUCUCUUAUCAGUAACUAAUAAAGUGUAUAAAUCAGA
This is a messenger RNA of Astyanax mexicanus (Mexican tetra), 2208 nucleotides long. It is a transcript of the gene cfap52, whose product is annotated as cilia and flagella associated protein 52. Gene Ontology annotation, biological process: cilium assembly. NCBI's taxonomy places the organism in Eukaryota, Metazoa, Chordata, Actinopteri, Characiformes, Acestrorhamphidae. The coding region runs from base 136 to 1989 and encodes 617 amino acids. The transcript is spliced from 14 exons. The record is from RefSeq and is a predicted model, not a curated record. Gene Ontology annotation, molecular function: protein binding.